This is a messenger RNA of Amyelois transitella, 824 nucleotides long. RefSeq names its product ciliary microtubule associated protein 1B-like. Gene Ontology annotation, cellular component: cytoskeleton. The transcript has 5 exons. NCBI's taxonomy places the organism in Eukaryota, Metazoa, Arthropoda, Insecta, Lepidoptera, Pyralidae. The record is from RefSeq and is a predicted model, not a curated record. The coding region runs from base 79 to 768 and encodes 229 amino acids.
CGAUACUGUCAAAAUUAGCCGUAAAUUAUUAAAUGUGAUUAAAAUUUCAGUGUUUUUCAUCAUCAGAAACAAUUCAGUAUGUCUAAGAAACCUUUGGGACCCGGGCCAGGGGCCUACAGGCUCCCCACCACAGUGGGCUUCAACCUCCACGACCCUUCCCGGUACAGGAACCCCAUGUACUCGUUCGGGACCAAUGCCGGCAUGCGGGUGAAGCAACUCGGCCCGGGCCCCGCUUACAGGAUAGACAGAGUCACCCGGGACGGCGUGGUGUCUUCGCCCGCUUGGAGCUUUGGUGCCAGGUUCGCCCCACGCGCGCUGCUCCGCACGCCCGGACCCGGGGCGCACGCUCCCGAGCGCUGCCCGCCGAUGCGGGAGCCCCGGGCGCCGAUAUACUCCAUGGGGGCGCGCCUCGGGUUCAUGCUGAAGAAGGCGGGGCCCGCGCCGAACGCGUACGCCCUGAGAUUGGGCCCCGGGUCCCCUGCGUAUACGAUGGGAGCGAGGGUGGGGUUCAACUCGAAGCCUAAGUCGCCAGGGCCAGCAGUUUAUUUCCAGCAUAAUACGGACGUUUAUAAGACCAAGAUGCCACAAUACUCGCUGGGAGCGCGGCUGGACGGCGCCGGCAAACCUACAAAGUCGCCGGGGCCGGCCACGUAUCCCCCCAACUUGUAUAACACGAAGAAGAACCCCUACGCCUACUCGUUCGGCACCAAGCACGGUGACUACGCACCUCCAAUGAUCAUCAAAGAAGACACCAUGGACUGUCUGUGAACUGUUUGACCUCCAACUGUAAUGUCGUCCAUAAAACUCUAACAUACCCAUAUUAA